GGGUCGUCCGCUUUAUGCACUACUGGUUCACGAUUGCCGGCGAAGCCUUCCUCAAGAAUAAGAUCGUCUGGACGUUCAUCGAAGACAUCUGCGAAGCCCUUCAGAAAGACAUCCAUAAGUAUAAGACCUUUGAAGACGAGUUGUUGACACUCAAGACGAUCACCGAAGCGAAGACAAUUUACGAUCUGGAGAUGGAUAUGAGAGGCGUACAGAAGUGGAAAGCGGAUAAUCCGGGAUCCGUUAGGCGUAUGUCGACUGCGCCGGAGAUGCCAAACAACGCCAAUGAGUACAGAAACAAGUGGUUAUCCAUCAAAGAGAGCGAUGAGAUUAUAUGCCGUGUCUUCUGUGCGGAUCACACCUACACCACACUUAAGAUCACUGUCGAGACGAAGGCCGACGCCAUCAAAGUACAGGCCGCUGAGAAACUCGGUAUGGAUAAAGUGAACGAAUUGGUCUUGGUCGAACUCAAAUCUAACGCCGAGCGGUUACCUUUCCGGGACACUGAGAUCAGUAUACCGACGGCGCUGACAGUGAACGGGCGUAUAUUCAUCGCACACGUGGACCACUUGGACGCGUUGACAACACUGACCGAACAGGAGGGUCCGGCCAAAGGCACCGGACAUCAGUUGGAAGAGUUCUCGUCCCAAGACUUUGCCCACCACUUGACUCUUUACGGAUGGCAACUGUUCCACAAUCUCGACGAUUACGAACUCAUAUACCACGUGUUCGGUCGACACAACUUCAAUGAGAUCACCGCCAAUCUGGACGUGUUUUUACGGCAUUUCAACGAAAUCCAGUACUGGACGGUCACCGAACUGGUCCUCGAGAAGUCACUCUCCCGUCGGGUGCAGCUCUUGAGAAAGUUGAUCAAAAUUGCCGGACAUUGUAAGGAUUACCAGAAUCUGAACGCAUUCUUUGCCAUAAUAAUGGGCUUAAGUAAUGUGGCGGUGAGUCGACUGUCCCAGACGUGGGAACGGCUGCCAAACAAAAUUAAGCGCACAUUUUCGCAGUACGAGUCGCUCAUCGAUCCGUCGAGGUUUGUCUCACCGCCCGAUCGGCGACUAAAUCACAGACGGUAUCGGAUUAUGGUGUCGAAGAUGUCGCCACCCCUCAUACCAUUCAUGCCAUUACUGCUCAAAGACAUUACAUUCGCACACGAGGGCAACAAGACUUAUGUCGAACAGGGAUUAGUUAACUUCGAGAAAAUGCAUAUGAUAGCCCAGACGUUACGUACGAUACGUGAGUGCAAAUCGGGCACAAUUAGCGCUCUGGAGGCCAACGGCGGGUCGUCGUCGGGCGCCAAACUAUCGGCCACUACCGCCACCACAACCACCACAUCCUCAUCAUCGAAGUCGGCGUUUAGCCAACAAUUGCAACAAUACAUCCAAGAGAUCAAAGUAAUCGAUAACAUGCGAAGACUGUCACAACUGUCCCAUUCGCUCGAACACAGAAAACUAUAA
Medioppia subpectinata is the source of this 1460-nucleotide messenger RNA. The record is from the annotation of a GenBank genome assembly. Lineage: Eukaryota; Metazoa; Arthropoda; Arachnida; Sarcoptiformes; Oppiidae.